Rotaria sp. Silwood2 is the source of this 327-nucleotide messenger RNA. Lineage: Eukaryota; Metazoa; Rotifera; Eurotatoria; Philodinida; Philodinidae. The record is from the annotation of a GenBank genome assembly.
AUGUCAUCAUUAUCAUUAUUUGUUAUAUUAACAAUUCAUUCAGUUUAUUUAUAUAAUCCAACAAAAUCAAUUGGAAAUCUUCCUUUAAAAGUUGAAUCAAUAAAACCAUUAGAUCGAACACAUGUAUUAGCAUCAUUAUCACCAGUCGAUAGGGAUUUAUAUAUAAAUUAUCCUAAAGGUGUUCAUAUCGAUCAUUAUCGUGUAACAGCAGCUUCGGAAUGGAUAUUAGAAAAAAGAUGUUCAAAAAGUGAAUGUUCGAAAACUAAAGAUAUUGGAAUUCGUGAUGUUCGAUGUGAUUCUCAACAUAUUUGUUUAUCAAUAAUGUGA